Molecule: messenger RNA, 1743 nt
Organism: Oldenlandia corymbosa var. corymbosa
Lineage: Eukaryota; Viridiplantae; Streptophyta; Magnoliopsida; Gentianales; Rubiaceae
Source: the annotation of a GenBank genome assembly
AUGCAAUCCGCAAUGUCUCUCUCGCUCUCUUCUGCUUCCCCCAUUGUCAGAUCCGACGUCUCUUCUUUUACCUCGCAAGCUCCGCGAUCGCUUCGUUUCUGCGGUCUCAAGAGAGAAGCAAUCUUCGGACUAAACAAUGCUAAUUCUGCUUUUCGUUCCUCUGCUCGAUUGGUUUCAUCUUCUUCUUCUUCUUCGCUGAAUAAGGUGUUCUCGAGGAAUUUGAAGAUAUCAGCUACUUCCUCUGGUAAUGGCGCUCCCUCCUCCGAAGGAGAAUUCGAUUACGAUUUGGUGAUUAUUGGCGCUGGAGUUGGUGGUCAUGGCGCCGCUCUUCACGCCGUUGAGAAGGGUUUGAAAACGGCUAUCAUUGAAGGAGAUGUAGUUGGAGGAACAUGUGUGAACAGGGGUUGUGUUCCUUCUAAAGCUCUCCUAGCUGUUAGUGGCCGGAUGCGGGAGCUUCAGAAUGAGCAUCACAUGAAAUCCUUCGGUUUACAGGUCGCAGCUGCUGGAUAUGAUAGACAGAGUGUUGCUGAUCAUGCCAAUAAUUUGGCCUCUAAAAUCAGAAAUAACUUGACCAAUUCGAUGAAAGCUCUUGGUGUUGAUAUACUGACAGGGGUCGGGACAGUUGUGGCUCCACAAAAGGUGAAAUAUGGAAAAGCUGGCUCUGAGGGUACCAUAAUAACAGCCAAAAACAUAAUCAUCGCUACUGGUUCUGUUCCCUUCGUGCCAAAGGGAAUUGAGGUGGAUGGUAAGACUGUGAUUACCAGUGAUCAUGCACUCAAAUUGGAAUCUGUUCCGGACUGGAUAGCUAUAGUUGGAAGUGGCUAUAUUGGUCUUGAAUUCAGUGAUGUGUAUACAGCACUUGGAAGUGAGGUAACAUUCAUUGAAGCUUUAGAUCAGCUGAUGCCAGGGUUUGAUCCUGAGAUAGGCAAGUUAGCGCAGAGGGUUCUCAUAAAUCCUCGCAAAAUCGAUUCUUAUACUGGUGUGUUUGCCAGCAAGAUUACUCCAGCAAAGGAUGGAAAACCGGUAAUAAUUGAGCUUAUUGAUGCAAAGACGAAGGAACCAAAAGAUACGUUGGAGGUGGAUGCGGCACUGAUUGCCACCGGAAGGGCUCCAUUUACUGAAGGACUUGGUUUGGAAAAUAUCAAUGUACAAACACAACGUGGUUUUGUUCCUGUCGAUGAACGCAUGCGUGUAAUUGAUGCAAAUGGAAAAUUGGUUCCUCAUUUGUAUUGUAUUGGUGAUGCCAAUGGGAAACUGAUGCUUGCUCAUGCUGCAAGUGCGCAAGGAAUCUCUGUUGUUGAGCAAGUUUCUGGGAAGGACCAUGUGUUGAACCAUUUGAGUAUUCCAGCAGCAUGUUUCACCCAUCCAGAAAUCAGUAUGGUUGGGUUGACAGAGCCUCAAGCAAGGGAAAAAGCUGAAAAGGAGGGAUUUGAAGUUGGCAUUGCCAAGACAAGCUUCAAGGCCAACACAAAAGCUCUUGCUGAAAAUGAACCCGAAGGACUUGCCAAGUUAAUAUAUAGACCUGACAAUGGGGAGAUAUUAGGAGUUCAUAUAUUCGGGUUGCAUGCGGCAGACCUUAUACACGAAGCUUCUAAUGCUAUAGCUUUGGGAACACGUAUACAGGACUUAAAAUUUGCUGUUCAUGCACAUCCAACUUUGUCUGAAGUGCUUGAUGAACUCUUUAAAGCUGCCAAGGUUGAAGUUGACGCUUCUAGUCCAGUGGGUGAGCCAGUUGCUGUCUAA